Linnemannia hyalina is the source of this 2847-nucleotide messenger RNA. The record is from the annotation of a GenBank genome assembly. NCBI's taxonomy places the organism in Eukaryota, Fungi, Mortierellomycota, Mortierellomycetes, Mortierellales, Mortierellaceae.
AUGUCUGACACUGGUGCAACCAUCAACCAGGGUGACACCGCCUCUUCUCCAACAACCCCACAGGCACAACAGGCACAGACGCAAGAGCCUUCACCACCAACUGCUAAACCUGAUCAGCAACAACCUCAUCAAGCGCAUCAUGUUAUCUUUGUGGUCCACGGAAUGGGACGCCAGCUCGAAGUUCCCUUUGGCAACUACGAGAAGAACGUGAGCUACUUUGUGGACAACACGAGAACAGUGCUGCAGAGCCAGUUCCAUGACCUGGAGACAGACGUCCACAUCAUCCCCAUCGAAUGGCAUGCCAAGCUGCAUUCCAUGGUCGAUGAGCGCAUGGCUCUCACCUCCCUCCGCACCGUCCCCAAAGUGCGGUUGGUGAUGAACGAUUACAUGGCGGAUAUCCUGUACUACUUCAACCCACACUUUGGAACGCAGAUUCUACAGAUGAUUGUUGAGGAACUCAACGAGGCCUAUGAUACGUUUAUGGAGAAGCAUCCGGAUUUCAAUGGCAAGAUCUCGGUCUAUGCGCUUUCCCUUGGAGGAGUCGCCAUGUUUGAUAUCCUUACCUGUCUGGACGACGAUGAACCCGAAGAUAUGUCUCAGUCAGCUACUACUUCUACUUCGACCUCAGAUCGGCAGGAUGGAGCUACGGCUCAAACAACCGGAACGGAAGAUGUACAGGAACCUCCAGCAAGGAAGACGCGGGUCAGGAAGCAGGAUCAGCCAAAGUUCAGAGCUGUGAUCCCAAAACUCAAGUUCAGACCCGAGCACCUCUUCACCGUCGGUUCUCCCGUCGGCGCGGUGAUGGUAAUGCGCAAUUUGGAUUGGGAAACAUUCCACCCGCCAGAUGACAUUAUCCACCACAACCUCUUCCACCCCUUCGACCCACUCGGAUACAGACUCGAACCCCUCAUCGACCCCGUCUUUGCCGGCAUCCCAGCGGCCGCCGUUAGCUCUUAUCAAUCACAGCUGUUUCCUUCAUUGUCGUUACCUUCGCUUCCGUCAUUACAACUUCCGGAAUCGAUCUCUGCAUUCUGGGAGAAUCGUGUGCCGACGUUGCCCAGACCCUCGAUCCCGACGUUGUCGAGUAUUUCGUUGAUGACUCAGUCGCUCAAGGCCGGACGGUGGCUUCCGGGAAGUGGGGCUAACAAGGAUGAUGAGGAAGGAUCUAGUUCCUCGCAGGACUCUGAUAGUGACGAUGAUCACCAGGAGACCUCAACCUCAGCUGCAACUGCUACUACAACCCCUGCGGGAGCGUCGUCGCCUGCCACUUCUGUCAGCAAUAGUGACGCUGAAGAGUCGCCUUCGAAGGAUGUCAAGAAACAGGAACAAACCGACUCCAUAAUGACCUUCAUGGAUGGUGGAGACGCCUCAGUCAGCGAAUUCAUGGGAGCAGCCACUGCAGCGACCUAUCUGGAACAAACCGAGGACCCUUCGAAUUCUGGAUCAUCAGGUGUUGCGAGACCAGCCGAUGCGGCAGCCAUUAAAGCACAGAACGAUACCACGACCAAGUCACCCCGGGAUGGGCGCCAGCCACCUGCUAGAAGACCUAGUGUUGGACCCCGUCGGAUCAGUAGCCGUGUCGAGGAUGAUGAGCAGCGGCGUGAAGCUGGUGAGGGUGCUGCUACUGCGGGAGCAAAGAGGACUAUGUUGGAUGUUGCAGAAGAGUCAGUCCUUGGUAUGAAAGAUGGCGGUACACCAGCGACUGCUCAGGAGAUGGCGUUAGGUGCUGGUGCAAAAUCUCAUGUUAUUCAGGAGUCCAUUAUUCGAUCUAUGCCGGAAGGUGAAUCCUCCAGCAACAGCGCAGCUGAUGCCGACAAUGAUAUCAAGGCGGACGUUGAAGGCACCACAACUAGCAAAACCAGGAAGAACGUCCAUGUUGAGGGACGGGCGACCAAGCUGCCUUAUCGGAUUGACCAUGUCCUUCAGGAGACGACUGUGGAUCAGUACACGAAUGAGUACCUGUUGGGUAUGCGGAGUCAUUUCAAGUACUGGGGCAACAGGGAUGUGGCAUACCAUAUUUUGAAGACGAUGUUGGGACCAGUGGAUCUCGAGGCUGAAAAAGAGGUCCUGGACCUGAAACUGAACGCACCUGCGCAACCACCACCAUCGUCAACAACCACCAACACACCACAGGAAGCAGCAGCCGAAGCCAAGGCAAAGACACUGGCGAUGGCAUCCAGUACCGGUCGCGCUGCGGGUCGUGCUACUGCUGCAACUAUGCGUUCGCGGAGCGGGACGACUGGAUCUGUGUCGGAUAGCGAUGUCAAGAAGCAGAACCGGAUGUCGUUCAGUUUCUCGUUCUUCAGUGGUGGACAGAGCAAUUCGUCGACUGACGAUGUUAGAGAGCAGCAGACUGAGGAGGAGCGGAGGAAGAGACGGGAGAGACAGGAGGCUGUGGAUGAGGAUUUGGCGAUGAUGGGUGAAGAGGGGGAGUUGUUUGGAUACAGAUAUUCUGAUGAAGAUGGAAGCAGUAGUAAGGCCAAUGAGUCAACGACUAAGACGUUGUUCCAGAGUUCUCCUUGGUCCUCGAAGCGUGGAGAUGGGGAUGAUGUUAUGCAAGAAGCAGAUUCUACGUGUACAUGGACGACCAGUACCACUAUGAUGACCACCACGACGACUACCGCGAGGACGAGUGGAACUAAGAGACGGAUUAGUGUUGAGAGGAAGGCGUCAUCUACAGUGGGCACGACUUCUUCGACCGCUUUUGUUGCCGUUCAGAAGAAGGUCAAGGGUGAUAGUGAGAGUAGUGAGAGUGGAGGGGAAGAUGCGGUUGCGGUGGAGGUAGAUGUCCCUGAGUUGGCGCGGCCUGCCAAGCUGCACCAUCGUGCUACUCGUGUUGAGGAGUAA